Lepisosteus oculatus (spotted gar) is the source of this 1546-nucleotide messenger RNA. Its product is annotated as stabilizer of axonemal microtubules 5-like. The record is from RefSeq and is a predicted model, not a curated record. NCBI's taxonomy places the organism in Eukaryota, Metazoa, Chordata, Actinopteri, Semionotiformes, Lepisosteidae.
GCAGCAUGCCAGAGAGCUCCUGGUGAACUCAAUUCAUCCUGGGCUUAUAGACACGCAUGGAGGCAGCACUAAAUCCACAGGCAGGGAGGGGGUUCCCUCAGUCCUCGCACAUCCAGUUAGGGCACAGGCUGGUGGCUGGGGAGGAAGGCAUGAGAAGCACUUUCCAAAGGGACUUCCGCCCCUUCGGCGUACUUCCUAAGAGCAGCCCCAUCCCACUGCCCAAGCCUGCCGAGGUGGAACACAAGGACGUACACAGGAUCAGGGAGUACCAGAUGGAGACCAGCAGAUCCUUCACCUACAGGCCCCGGGAGCCCUUAAGCCAGGUCCCGGCAUGGUCCAGACUGUCCACCAACUUCAAGAUGCACUCCGACCAGAAGCAUGUUACCUUCUGCACCACCCAGUCUGAAGGCUACCAGCGUCACCCGCCCACCCCGGUCCCUAACACCGCUGAGCUGGCCACUUCCUUCAGGAACAGCCAUGUGCUUUCUGGGGAGACGUUACCUCUGCCUCUUUCUAAUCAACAGUUGUCUUUCACCGGCCACAAAGGGACAACUCAACCACCAGCGAGGCCACCAGUUAGGCACUUAGGUGGAGACCCCACAAUUUUUGAGGAUAGAGAUCAAGGACAAUCUUACACCACCCACUACCAAGAUGUGUUUAAGGGUAGCUGGAGUUCACCCCCACAGCAAAUUGAAAAGAAAUGUUCGUCUUCAGUCGCAAUGGGAGAUCCUGAGAAAAUCCAUGAAACGCUAACCACCCACGCCUCCUCCUUCUAUCAGAAAGACACUCUGAGGUAUGAUGUCCGUAAGGAAAUUAAAAAGAAACCUCUGAAAAUCAAUUUUGGAGACUAUCCGGGGCACAAUCAAGCAACCACAGCCUCUGAUUCAUAUCGUCCACUAAAAUCAGAUCCAGUUGUCCGCCCUCACAGGAAUGAGAACACCAGCUCUCUCCCAGAGGGGGACACUGACGCUCAGCGGAACCGUGAGAGGAUGUCAGCCACUUCACACCGGCUACACUUCAGCCAGCUCAGGGCCAGGGAGCCGGUGGUGCAUGUGGACGGCACCUGGGAGAGAACAAGGAGCAGCCUGGAGAUUGGGAAGCCCAGCAUGGGGAGCCUGUUCUACAGCACCACCUCCCAGGCAGACUACCGGCCACAGCGGGCCCUACGGGUCCGGCCAGCCUCUCAGCCCUCCGGCAGCCUGAGACCAUGUGGAUACGAUCGUGGAACUGGUAUGACAACAAUGCAGAGAGAUUAUCAACCUCAUAAAUCCAGCAGAUUUAUGCUAAAUCCAUCUCAUCUCCACCAGUGCGUCUGCCCUGUGAUGGACUGGCAUCCUGUCCAGAGUGUAUCCAGCUUGUUGAUUGCUGGGACAGACUCCACCUGCCCAGAAAAACCAAAUGGGACUGAAGUGGUUAGAAAGUGGAUGCGGGGGACUACGAGGAGUAGGCACGACUGCUGAACAAUGUACAGUAACAGCAGCCCGGUCUCCAAAUGCGGAACAGCCGCCUUGCUGUGCGGUGUGCUGAUUGGCGGAGAGGCCGAGCC